This is a messenger RNA of Xiphias gladius (swordfish), 1897 nucleotides long. RefSeq names its product NOP2/Sun RNA methyltransferase 5 (gene nsun5). Gene Ontology annotation, cellular component: nucleolus. Bases 282 to 1766 code for a protein of 494 amino acids. Gene Ontology annotation, biological process: rRNA base methylation. Lineage: Eukaryota; Metazoa; Chordata; Actinopteri; Istiophoriformes; Xiphiidae. Gene Ontology annotation, molecular function: methyltransferase activity. The transcript is spliced from 4 exons. The record is from RefSeq and is a predicted model, not a curated record.
AGUGAUUGGCUGGACAGACCUCCUACGUCAGACGAAAACAGUGCGUCAGCUCGUACUUCCGGAUCGACGACUCUCCGUCGGCCAUGUGCAUGGAAAAAAAAUGGACCUUGAAGCUGCGUAUAUAAAACCUGAAUGAGAAAACUAAACCCGCUGCUUGUUCCCUGCUCAGCGCCAAAGAGAGAAGAGGAGGCUUUGGGCAGGGCGAGUAAAACGGCAGUAACAGUUGCUGUAAAAGUAAUGUGAUCAUCUGGUUUUUUAGCUAACAAACGUUUGUUUUCGCCAUGGCUCUGUACGUGAAAGCAGCAGAGAUCCUGGAGAAAGCUGAGCGGAAGCAGGGCGCUUUGAAAACUCUGGUUUACGACAGUAAGUUUGCGAACAUCAAGCAGCUGUUCGCUCUGGUUUGUGAGACCCAGAAGUUUUCCUCCAUCCUGCAGGAGCUCAUCGAGUCCACCAAGCUGCUCAAACAGACCAAGCUGAAGGUGCACCUGGCCAAGGUGCUGGUGUACGACCUGCUGAUGGGCCAGGGGCUGAAGUGCGGCGGCUCCUGGAAGGCUGUGCUGAUGAAGCAUCGCUCCAGGCUGCAGUCGGAGCUCGCCCGCAUGAAGAUAAAGCAGAGAGUCAGCAGGAAUGAAGACCUGCUCCCGGCCAGCGUCCAGCGGCCCGCCGGGGACCACCUGCCCAGGUAUGUGCGUGUGAACACCCUGAAGACCACCGUGGAGGAUGCUGUGGACUACCUGAAGAGGGAUGGCUUCUCCUACCAGGGACAGGCUUCCAGGCUGGACGACUUAACUCUGAAAGGAAAAAACUUCCUGAGGGACCUGCACCUACCGGAGCUGCUGGUCUUCUCUCCUAAAACUGACUUCCAUGACCACUUCCUGUACAAGGCCGGCCACAUCAUUCUGCAGGACAAAGCCAGCUGCCUCCCCGCCUAUCUCCUCAACCCCCCACCUGGCAGCCAUGUCAUCGAUGCCUGCGCCGCCCCCGGAAACAAAACCAGCCACCUGGCAGCCAUCAUGAAGAACAAGGGCAAGUUGUUUGCCUUUGAUUUGGAUGCCAAGCGUCUGGCCACGAUGUCCACUCUCCUGAAUCGAGCCGGGGUCAGCUGUCAGCAGCUGGCCAACCAGGACUUCCUGAAGGUGGACCCCGGCAGCCCGCAGUAUAAAGACGUUGAGUAUAUCCUGCUGGAUCCCUCCUGCAGUGGAUCAGGUAUGGUGUGCCUCCGGGACAACACCUCUGCUGACCAGGGGACGGAUCAGGCUCGUCUGGCCUCCUUGGCCUCCUUCCAGCUGCGGUGCCUGAACCACAGCCUCACGUUCCCACGCCUGAAGCGCCUGGCCUACUCCACCUGCUCCAUCCACAGCCAGGAGAAUGAGGAAGUCAUAACGGCCUGUCUGCAGCAGAACCCCGGCUUCAGGUUGGUUCCUCUGCUGGCUCAGUGGCCUGAACGAGGCCUGGAACCGGUCACUCAGUGUCUGCGCGCCAGCACCACCAAGACCCGCACACACGGCUUCUUCGUGGCUCUGCUGGAGAAACACAGUGAGGCUGGGAAUAGGAAGCAGGGACAAGCUGUCCAGAUAAGCGAGCCUGAGGCGGCAGCACACGGUCCACCUGUGGCCUGUGAGAAGAGACCUGGAGCUCCGGAGACAGAAGACAAACCGACACCUGCUGCAGACCUGGUGUACAGUGGACAGACCGACAGUACACCAGGCAAGAACAGGAGGAAGAAGAGGAAGAAGAAGAAGAAGGCGGCAGCAACAAUGGAGUGAUGAUAAGAAACUAAAAUAUAGGACUUCUACAUCAUGUUGUCUGGAGGGAUUGUCUGUAAAAGGUUUCUAUUAAUUUCCAAUAGACAGAUGAGGGGAAUGUAACUGAAAAGUAAAGAUUAUUUUUUACUGUA